Molecule: messenger RNA, 2689 nt
Organism: Balaenoptera acutorostrata (minke whale)
Lineage: Eukaryota; Metazoa; Chordata; Mammalia; Artiodactyla; Balaenopteridae
Gene: CSNK1G1
Product: casein kinase 1 gamma 1
Exons: 10
Coding region: 776-1882 (368 amino acids)
Biological process (GO): peptidyl-serine phosphorylation; positive regulation of canonical Wnt signaling pathway; signal transduction
Cellular component (GO): plasma membrane; cytoplasm; nucleus
Molecular function (GO): ATP binding; protein serine/threonine kinase activity
Source: RefSeq, a predicted model, not a curated record
UAGAGAUGGACUUCCCUGGUGGCACAGUGGUUAAGAAUCCGCCUGCCAAUGCAGGGGACGUGGGUUCGAGCCCUGGUCCGGGAAGAUCCCACAUGCCGCGGAGCAACGAAGCCCGUGCGCCACAACUACUGAGCCUGUGCUUUAUAGCUCGUGAGCCACAACUGCUGAGCCCGUGCACCACAACUACUGAAGCCUGCGGCACCUAGAGCCCAUGCUCCGCAACAAGAGAAGCUACCGCCAUGAGAAUCCUGCACACUGCAACGAAGAGUAGCCCCUGCUCGCUGCAACUAGAGAAAACCCGUGCACAGCAAUGAAGACCCAACGCAGCCAAAAAUAAAAUAAAAUAAAUAAAUAAUAAAUUAAUUAAUUAAAAAAUUAAAAACUAUAGAGAGAUGGACAGAUGAUGCAAAAACUGUAAAAUAGUAUUCAGGUAACUGAUAUAAAAAUAUCAGGACUUACCUGGUGGCGCAGUGGUUAAGAAUCCACCUGCCAAUUCAGAGGAUACAGGUUCGAGCUCUGGUCCGGGAAGAUCCCACAUGCCGCGGAGCAGUUAAGCCCGAAUGCCACAACUACUGAGCCUGCUCUCUAGAGCCCGCGAGUCACAACUACCAGCCCAUGUGCCACAACUACUGAAGCUGUUGGACCUAGAGCCCGUGCUCUGCAACAAGAGAAGCCACCGCUAUAAGAAGCCCGCGCACCGCAAUAAAGGGCAGCCCCUGCUCGCCGCAGCUAGAGAAAGCCUGUGGGCAGCAACGAAGACCCAUCGCAGCCAAAAAUGAAAAUUGGGAACCAAGGAGGUGAAGGUCUCCCACAGGUGUAUUACUUUGGACCAUGUGGGAAAUACAAUGCCAUGGUGCUGGAGCUUCUUGGCCCUAGCUUGGAGGACUUGUUUGACCUCUGUGACCGAACUUUUACUUUGAAGACUGUGUUAAUGAUAGCCAUUCAGUUGCUUUCCCGAAUGGAAUACGUGCACUCAAAGAAUCUCAUUUACCGAGAUGUCAAGCCAGAGAACUUCCUGAUUGGCCGACAAGGCAAUAAGAAAGAGCAUGUUAUACACAUUAUAGACUUUGGACUGGCCAAGGAAUACAUUGACCCUGAAACCAAAAAGCAUAUACCUUAUAGGGAGCACAAAAGUUUAACUGGAACUGCAAGAUACAUGUCCAUCAACACGCAUCUUGGCAAAGAGCAAAGCCGGCGGGAUGAUUUGGAAGCCCUAGGCCAUAUGUUCAUGUAUUUCCUUCGAGGCAGCCUGCCCUGGCAAGGACUCAAGGCUGAUACAUUAAAAGAAAGAUAUCAAAAAAUUGGUGACACCAAAAGGAAUACUCCCAUUGAAGUUCUCUGUGAAAACUUUCCAGAGGAGAUGGCAACCUACCUGCGAUAUGUCAGGCGAUUAGACUUCUUUGAAAAACCUGACUAUGAGUAUUUACGGACGCUCUUCACAGACCUCUUUGAAAGGAAAGGCUACGCCUUUGACUACGCCUAUGAUUGGGUCGGGAGGCCUAUUCCUACUCCAGUAGGGUCAGUUCAUGUAGAUUCUGGUGCAUCUGCAAUAACUCGAGAAAGCCACACACACAGGGAUCGGCCAUCACAACAGCCUCUACGAAACCAGACUGCAUCGUCAGACCGCCGAGGAGAGUGGGAAGUCCAGCCCAGCCGGCAGACCAAUACCUCGUACCUGACGUCUCACUUGGCUGCAGACCGCCAUGGGGGAUCAGUGCAGGUGGUUAGCUCAACCAACGGAGAGCUGAAUGUCGAUGACCCCACGGGAGCCCACUCCAACGCACCGAUCACAGCUCACGCCGAGGUGGAGGUAGUGGAGGAAGCGAAGUGCUGCUGCUUCUUUAAGAGGAAAAGGAAGAAGACUGCUCAGCGCCACAAGUGACCCGUGCCUCCCAGGAGUCCUCAGGCCCUGGGGACUCUGACUCGAUUGCACCCGCAGCUCCUGCCAUUUCUCAUUGGAAGAGACUCCUCUGUGGGGGAGGGUGGAGAUCCAAACCAAAAAGAAGAAAAACAGAUGCCCCCAGAAGGAGCCAGUGCGGGCAGCCAGGGCCCAGUGGGUCAGUGGCCGCCCCUACCUGCCUGAGGCUCUGAGCAGGUCCCAGAGCCACUGGUCCUCCACUGCUUACCCUUGGGGCUGCCUGGUUGACUCUCCUUCCUAUUGUUUACAGUGAAGGUGUCAUUCACAAAAUCUCAAGGACUACUAUUCUCUCCCCUCCCCUUAGUUUACUUGCUCCUGGUUCUUGCCCCACCCUCAACCCUCUCCAGCAUAAAAGCUAAUGAGCUGAAGGCUUUGUCUGCUGAAGGAGCUUGAGAGGCUGGGGGUGCGGCCAAGAAGGUAGGAGGGAGAUGCAGGCCAAGGCUGGAGAAGAACCUUCUCCGCCCACCAGGUGUGUCUGGCAGUGUGGCUCCCUCCUGCUCUGUGCCUGUGCGGCCUCCAUCCCGAGCUGGCCACGGGGUGCAGGUCACUCCCUCCUUCCCCCUUGUGAAGUUACACUGUAGGACACAAGCUGUGAGAAAUCUGCAGUCUACUGUCCCUGUGUGUUGGCGUUCUUAGCUUUCUUGACAAGCGAACUCUGUUCUCCAGACAGCAGUAGAACAUUGCAAAUUGUUCUGAGCAAAGGACAAAAAAAACUGACUUUAUUGCACUUUUAUUUUAUUUUUUUUUUAAACAAAAAACAUGGCAGAUGCA